AUGGGCUCAACGAGUGAUGGAUUAUUAGAAUUAGAUAAUUCAGAAGCUAUACAGCUUGUUAGACAGGUAAUUUUCAAAAUUAUUAUUAUUUUUAUCAAUUGUCAAAACUCAUAGCUAAUUAUAGGCAAUUUUAUUCGAAAAUCUUGAACUUCUUGCCGAUCUUUUCAAUGUGAAUCCAUGGGUUUGGAAUCGGGUAGAUCGACAUGGUCGAACACCUUUUAUGUUAGCUGCACAUAAUGGAAAAGUUGAUAGUUUACGAACAAUUCUUAUAUGUAGUCCAGGUAUUUUUAUAACCUUUGUUUAAAAAUUAAAAACUGAAUUUUAAUUUUUUAGAAUCUCUUGAUUUGUGCAAUGAUCGUGGAAAAACAGCGUUACAUAUGGCUGCGGAAUCAGGAGAAAUUGAAAUAAUUCGAGAAUUGGUUAAAAAUGGUUCAGAUCCUUUGCUCACAGAUAAAGACGGGUAUUGUCCUUUGGAAUUGGCACAAAAAGCAGGACAUAAUGAGGCCGCGUUAGCUUUGAUUGAAUUUAUACAACAGGAAAAUGAAAAUUUGGAUAAUGCGCAUACUAUUCUAAUUUCUGCGUGUAUAGAAGGAGAUUUGAGACAAGUUGAAGAUAUUUUGGAGAAAUUUACGAAUAAAAAAUCGACAAGAUCAGUAUUAUUUAAUGGAAGAUCGCCAGAUGAUCAAACUGUUCUUGCAAUGUAAGUUAUGAAUUAUUUCUUCCCUAUUUUUACAAUGAAUUAUAUUUUCAGAGCUUGUACAAAUGGUCAAAUUGAGAUAGUAAAACGGCUUUUAAUAUUUAGUGAACAUUUAACAGUUUCUCAAAAUACAAAAGAUACUGUAAUUCAUUCAGCUGUUUCUUCACAAAAUGUUGAAGUUCUUCAAUUAUGUUUACAAGUAAGUUAA
This is a messenger RNA of Caenorhabditis angaria, 905 nucleotides long. The record is from the annotation of a GenBank genome assembly. NCBI's taxonomy places the organism in Eukaryota, Metazoa, Nematoda, Chromadorea, Rhabditida, Rhabditidae.